This is a messenger RNA of Populus euphratica (Euphrates poplar), 1569 nucleotides long. Its product is annotated as DEAD-box ATP-dependent RNA helicase 28-like. The transcript is spliced from 7 exons. Lineage: Eukaryota; Viridiplantae; Streptophyta; Magnoliopsida; Malpighiales; Salicaceae. Bases 685 to 1092 code for a protein of 135 amino acids. The record is from RefSeq and is a predicted model, not a curated record.
AGAAUAUUGAAUGUAUUCCUAAACUAAGAGGAAGGAAUGUAUUAAAAUGUAUUUAGGGCUUCUGGACUAAAGUAUCACCAUUUAAAUCUACUCGAAAGAAACAAACUAACUCAUGGAUGAGUAGAUCUUGUUUCUAGCUUUUAUAGGCUCUUCAUGUUCAAUUUUGUUAUAUUAUGAUAGCUGAUCCCUCAGUAUUUGCUAAAUAUUUUGUCAUAAACAUUAUGUGUGGAUGCUUUCAGUUGAAGGCCAUAUUCCACAUGAUCCCACUGAAGUGUGUUUUUGAAAGGAGAAUUUGGAGAAAGUCUUACUCUUCAUUAUUUCUGUAUGAAGUUUCUAAUGUUAAAACUAGAAGUUUCACCCAUCUGGUUGUUGAAUAUGACUCACCCAGAGUUGUCUGUAUCGUUGCAGAGCAAUAGGUUAUUAAGUGUUCUAAGAUAAUUGAGAAAUGGAAAAUCAAGUGGCUGACAUUCAUUAACAGAAGAGCAGGGAAGAAAGAGCUCUAAGAAAAGCUGAGACGGAGGCAACCAAGGCAGAAAAUAUGAUUGCGUACAAGGAUGAAAUCUUUUCAAGUCCCAAAAGGACCUGGUUUGUAACAGAGAGAGAGAGAAAAUGCUAGCAGCGAAGCAGUCAUAGGUUAGGCUCUGGAAACGAGGUGAUGAGCGCACAGCAAGCUGAAGACCUUAAAUGAAGGAAAAGAGGAAGCGAGAGCGAGAGAAAGAUUUACCCUGUAAAAAGCGUCGAAAACUACAAGCAGCCAGAGAGAUGCUAGAGGAUGAAGAUCUAGCUGAGAAACCAGAAGGAAGUAGAAAAAAUAAGAAGGGAAAUACUGGACUAUCAUUAGUCGAUCUGGGUUACCGUCGGGUGAAGGCAGCGGAGGCUGUGAAGAAGGCAUUGGAUGCUGGCAAGAUUGUGCAGAAGAAAGCUGGUAAGAAAUCAAAGCCGCCUCCUGAAAGAACUCAAUCAAGGAGAGAAGAAAUGCGGAACCUGUUCCAGAGGGACAUGAGUGAGAGAAAGCAGAAGAGAAAUAGUGGAACAAGAAACAGGAAGUCCAAGAAUUCAUUUAAGAGAAAAUCAAGGUAUAAGCCGAGGUAGCCCUAUCAAGUUUGCCAUCAAAUUAUGCGGUCAUUUACCUCAAUAAAUUAUGAAGGUUCUAUACUUUAGCUGUGCUGAUUUUGGAGGAGAGGCAGGCAGAUACUAACCGUUGAUGGUAAGAAAGCAAAAGCAUCCAUACAAAUGAAGCGUUCAUUAUCUCCCUUGAUGUUUCAACUUACCAUCCUGUAUUUCCUUUUCCCAGCAUCAAUAGGUGACAUCAAACCCUAUUAACAAAUGCUUUCCUGGGUUGAUUUAUAGAUUGCAAUAUGCUGGCUGUUUGCCACAGAGUUUUGAUCUGUUAUGCUGCCUUGUGGAAAAAAAUGGUCUCUCGGCUCGCUGGCCUCUUCUGACUAGGGUUUAGUUUCUUGAUUAUUAUUUCUGAGAAAAAAUGUAACUUUACUUACCUUGCAUGCUGGAGUUGCGUGUUAGAAAAAUAUGUAAGCUACUACGAGCAGCAAGUCAAAAGUUUUCUUGUCA